AUGAUUAAAAUAAAAAAUAAAAUAGAAAACGAAAUAAAAUUUGGUGAAAAAAAUAAAGCUAUAAGAAAAAUUUUUGAAGGAUAAAUUUAAUUUGAUGAUUAUUAAAAUUAGCAAUUAGAAUUUUUAAAAUAACAUAUAAAAGAUGAAAAAUAUCAAUUAAUAUAUUAGUAAAAAAUAAAAGUGAAAUAUUAAAAUUAUAACAUUAUCAAAAGUUGGAACAAUAAUAUUUUAUUAAGAUUUCUCUACGCAAAUUAGUUUAAAAUCGAAAAAACAUUUAAAACAAUAAAACAGCAUUAAGAAUGGCGUCAAUAAACACUUCCAGUUUAAUUUAAUGACAAUAUAAAAGACUUUUUAGUAAUCUAAUUUUAUUAAAAUAAUAAUAAAAAGUAAAAAAAUAUUAAAUUUAAAUAAAGCUUUUUAUAUAUAUAAAAAUUAAAUAUAAUAAUUAAAUAAAAAAUAAAGAAAGAAAUUUAAAAUUUAUUAUUACAUUCAAUAACUUAUUUUUUUGAAUAUAUAUUAAAAUAUAUUAUGCUUCCUGGAUAAAUUGAGAAUUGGGUAGUCCUUUUAGAUUUGAAUUCUAUAGGAAUAUCUUCUCUUCCUAUUUCAGCUUUAAAAACUAUUAUUAGAUAUCUUUCUAUUAAUUAUAGAAGUAGAAUGUUUGCUACAUAUGUUAUUAAUACUCCUAGUUCAAUUUUUAUUCCUUGGAAUAUAAUCAAAGGUUUUUUAGAUGAAAAUAUUAUUAAAAAAAUAAAAAUUUUCAAAAGAUAAUUAAGAUAAAUAAUUAUUUAAACAUACAAAUUUGGAAUAAAUUGA
This is a messenger RNA of Ichthyophthirius multifiliis, 813 nucleotides long. RefSeq lists its product as hypothetical. The transcript has 2 exons. NCBI's taxonomy places the organism in Eukaryota, Ciliophora, Oligohymenophorea, Hymenostomatida. The record is from RefSeq and is a predicted model, not a curated record.